Messenger RNA from Rana temporaria (common frog), 3760 nucleotides. RefSeq names its product eukaryotic translation initiation factor 2 alpha kinase 3 (gene EIF2AK3). Gene Ontology annotation, molecular function: protein binding; ATP binding; protein kinase activity. Gene Ontology annotation, biological process: protein phosphorylation. The transcript has 18 exons. Lineage: Eukaryota; Metazoa; Chordata; Amphibia; Anura; Ranidae. The coding region runs from base 130 to 3450 and encodes 1106 amino acids. The record is from RefSeq and is a predicted model, not a curated record.
GGCUGUGAGGUGAGGGAAUUCUCAGUUUGCUCCGGGGGGAGUUGUCUGUCAGUACAGAAGUGUCAUGGCGGCGCUGGCUGUGGACUGAGUUGGUGAAGAGCCGCGCUGUGUGCACAUGUUGGCGGGGACAUGGAGGGCCGGGGCUGGGGGCGGCUCGGCCUGUCUGUUCUGGCGCUGUUGCUGAUGAGAGUGGCGGCGGCCGGCCUUGUGGAGCUUUACGGAGCUCCGGGGAGAGGAGAGGAGGAGAGCGGAGCUAUCAGUACGAGGUACCCGGGAGGCUUCGGAGCGGCCGCGGCCUUCCCAGCCGGAGAUGUGACCGUGGAGGAUGACGAGGCCUCGUCCGAGCCGGAGGAGAACCGGGAGAACGGCAGAGCCAGGUCUUUGGUCAUAAUUAGUACAUUGGAUGGAAGAAUUUCAGCCCUGGAUCCUGAGAACCAUGGGAGAAAGCAAUGGGACUUGGAUGUGGGGUCGGGAUCUCUUGUGUCAUCCAGCCUUAGUAAACCAGAGGUAUUCGGUAACAAAAUGAUUAUCCCCUCUCUGGACGGAGAUCUCUUUCAGUGGGAUCGCGAUCGAGAGAGUAUGGAAGCUGUUCCGUUCACAGUGGAGUCUCUUCUGGAGUCGUCCUAUAAGUUUGGUGAUGAUGUUGUAUUGGUUGGUGGAAAGUCCCUUACGACCUAUGGGCUCAGUGCUAACAGCGGCAAGGUGAAGUAUGUCUGCUCCGCGAUGGGCUGUCGUCGGUGGAAUGAGGAGGAGGUGGAGCCAGAUGAUGUUCUUUUGCUGCAUCGGAAACAGAAAACCGUGCGUGCCGUGGGGCCUCGUAGUGGGAGUGAAAAGUGGAAUUUUAGCGUUGGGCAUUUUGAGCUGCGCUACAUCCCUGACAUUGACCCAGGCGUGGGGUUCAUUGGAGGCCAACUAGAAGCUAGCGGGGGCACAGACGAGUCCAAAAUAAUUUCUGACAUUGAUGAGCAAGAAACUGGGACAAAGGAGGUCGUCAUUAAAGUUUCUGUGGCUGAUUGGAAAGUCAUGGCCUUUAACAGGAAGCUGGGAAACCUGGAGUGGGAGCACCAGUUUUGCACUCCGAUUGCUUCAGCCUGGUUGGUUAAGGAUGGGAAGGUCCUUCCUAUCAGUCUCUUUGAUGACACAAGUUAUACAUCAGAGGACCAUAUUAUGGAGGAUGAUGAGGAUAUUGUAGAAGCAGCUAGAGGAGCUACAGAGUCCAGUUUCUACCUGGGAAUGUUUCGUGGGCAGCUGUAUCUUCAGUCAUCUGUGCGACCGUCUGAGAAAUUCCCAGUUAAUCCCACAGCCCUGGAUACAAUGAAGGAUAAGCACUCCAUUAUAUCGCUGCCAAGAAUCAAGUGGAAGCCAUUGAUUCACUCUCCCUCCAGGACUCCAGUGUUGGUUGGUUCUGAUGAGUUUGAUAAAUGUCUCAGCAAUGACAAGUUUUCUCAUGAGGAGUACAGCAAUGGGGCGCUGUCUGUGCUGCAGUAUCCAUAUGCAAAGACGGGAGGAACCCGGAGACUUGAAAGAGCCCCACGGCACAGUGUAGCAGAUGUCGACAAUGGUUAUUACCUGCCGUACUACAAAAGAGAACGCAGCAAGCGGGGGACUCAGAUCACCAUUGGGAUCCUGGAGAACCCAAACUACAAAAACCUCAGGAAGAAAGAUCCCGUUCUACUGCUGCACUGGUGGAAGGAGAUAGUGGGCACUAUUCUGCUGUGUAUCACCGCCACCACCUAUGUGGUACGCAAGCUGUUCCAGCCUCAUCCACACAGUGCCAGGAAGAGACAGGAAUCUGAGACUCAGUGUCAGACAGACAGCAAAUAUGAUUCCAUGAAUGGGGACCUUAUUGACAGUAGGAGUGAAUACAGCUGUGGAUACGUGUCACGAUAUCUCACGGACUUUGAGCCAAUUCGGUGCUUAGGCCGAGGUGGCUUUGGAGUUGUAUUUGAGGCCCGAAAUAAAGUAGAUGACUGCAAUUAUGCUAUCAAAAGAAUUCGGCUCCCAAACAGGAAACUGGCCAGAGAGAAGGUGAUGAGAGAAGUAAAGGCUCUUGCCAAGCUGGAGCAUCCUGGGAUUGUACGUUACUUCAAUGCAUGGAAGGAAGAGCCUCCAGAGUUGUGGCAAGAAAAAAUGGAUGAACUGUGGCUGAAGGAUGGAAGCACGGAUUGGCCCUUCAGCUCCCCCACUCCAGUAGAUGGGCUUUCUGUCAAGAUUCGAAGUAGUGAUCUCCACUCCAUGAAGGAGCACGUAGAGGUGAUCACCCCUUCAUCGGGGAGCGUAACCUCUCUGUCCACUGAGUUUGUUGCCGUUAAUGCAGGUGCACAUCGAAGACUCUCAUUUCCUCUCCAUUUUUCUACAAGUAGUGACCUCAACCAGUCAUUUGAUGCCAUGUUGAAUCUGCAGGACAGUUUCCUUACGGACUGUGACCUUGAGCACAGUACAAUGUAUGAUAAUGAGGAUGCUGAGGUUAUCUGUGGACAUGGACAUCGGAGAAGACAGGAGAUUGGCAUCCACGAGAGGACCUCAUCCUCUAUCGUGUUUGAAGACUCUGGCUGUGAUAACACCUCUAAUGUGGACAAUAGAACAGACGUGUCUGUUGUUGUUACAACCAGUGAUUUCUCACGCAGAGACUCUGACACAAAGGACUCCAGUGAAAGUAAACCCACUUCCCCAAGCACUUUGUCUACAUCUCCUCCCAGACCAAAAACCUUGAACUUGGACCUCACAAAAAACACUGCAGAAAAGCUGAACCCCGGCUCCCCCAAAGUGUACCUCUACAUUCAGAUGCAGCUGUGCCGCAAGGAGAACCUCAAAGACUGGAUGGAGGCACGCGGCACGUUGGAGGAGCGUCCACCAGCUGAAUGCCUCCAUAUUUUUCUGCAGAUUGCAGAAGCCGUUCAGUUCUUACACAACAAGGGGCUAAUGCACAGGGACCUGAAGCCUUCCAAUAUAUUCUUUACAAUAGACGAUGUAGUUAAAGUUGGGGACUUUGGGCUAGUAACCGAGAUGGACCAGGAAGAUGAUGAAGACGCAACUUUGACGCCAAUGCCGGCAUAUGCUCGACAUACUGGACAAGUCGGGACCAAACUCUACAUGAGCCCAGAACAAAUGUAUAGCCAAAGUUACUCCCACAAAGUGGACAUCUUCUCUCUGGGCCUGAUUUUAUUUGAGCUGCUAUAUCCGUUCAGUACCGGUAUGGAGAGAGUACGAAUAUUAACAGACAUCCGUGAUCUGAAGUUUCCUGCCUUGUUUACACAGAGCUACCCGCAAGAGCAAAACAUGGUGUUGCAUAUGCUCUCCCACAACCCCAGCGAGAGACCCGAGGCUGAAGAAAUAAUAGAAAACCCUUUGUUUGAGAGCAUAGAACUUCCCGGAAAACUGACUCUUAGACAGAGAUCCCGAACGCUGAGCACGUCAGGCCUGAAAAGUCUGAAGAAUUCCUUCAAGUGAUCACUACUCCUAUACAUUCCGUCUCGCAACUGAUUGUGUCCUACCAGAAUGACUGCCGACCAGACUGUAUCAGUUAUGAGGUCGUAACCAAACACCACAAGAAAAACUUUUUCACAUCCGCUUCUGCAUUUCAUUACCAAAAAUAUCUCCAGUUUAAACGUUUUUAAACAGACGUCCAGUUGGUGGAUGUGGCUUGAAGACUUGUGGAUCGCAAUGGACCUGCUGACACUAUGACGGUGUGGAUUUAAACGUGAACUCUGAAGUUUUGUAUUGAGAAGACUUCGCACAAUUAUAAUUAAUGUUUACUCUG